Coccomyxa subellipsoidea C-169 is the source of this 1749-nucleotide messenger RNA. Its product is annotated as dihydroxy-acid dehydratase. The record is from RefSeq and is a predicted model, not a curated record. The transcript is spliced from 11 exons. The coding region runs from base 1 to 1749 and encodes 582 amino acids. NCBI's taxonomy places the organism in Eukaryota, Viridiplantae, Chlorophyta, Trebouxiophyceae, Coccomyxaceae. Gene Ontology annotation, molecular function: dihydroxy-acid dehydratase activity. Gene Ontology annotation, biological process: branched-chain amino acid biosynthetic process. Gene Ontology annotation, cellular component: chloroplast stroma.
AUGACUCUGUACCCCCAACGGCACAGCUGCUUCAUCUUAGAGCAGGAACCAAUUGUCUGUUUCACGGGUCUGAACAAGUAUAGCAGCCAUGUGACUCAGCCAAAGUCGCAAGGGGCAUCCCAGGCAAUGCUGUACGCAACAGGCCUGAACGAGGAUGACAUGAACAAACCUCAGGUGGGAAUCUCCUCGGUGUGGUAUGAGGGCAACCCCUGCAACAUGCACCUGAUGGACCUGGCAGCAGAUGUGAAGGCAGGCGUUGAAGAGGCUGGCCUGGUGGGCUACCGCUUCAACACCAUCGGUGUCAGCGACGCCAUCAGCAUGGGCACUGAUGGAAUGUCCUACAGCCUGCAGAGUCGUGACCUCAUUGCUGACAGCGUGGAAACUGUCAUGGGCGCUCAGUGGUACGACGCCAACAUAUCCCUGCCGGGGUGCGACAAGAAUAUGCCGGGGGUGGUUAUAGCGAUGGCGCGCCUGAACAGGCCCUCCCUCAUGGUCUACGGGGGGACCAUCAAGCCCGGAGUCAGCACCACCACCAACAAACCCAUCGACGUCGUGUCAGCCUUCCAGAGCUACGGCGCGUACGCAGCAGAUCUCAUGUCGGAGGAGGAGCGAUUUGACGUGGUGCGAAAUGCAUGCCCGGGACCCGGCGCAUGCGGCGGCAUGUACACGGCGAACACCAUGGCGAGCGCGAUCGAGGCUCUGGGCAUGAGCCUUCCCUAUUCAUCAUCCACCCCUGCCGUGGACCCCCUGAAACGAUUGGAGUGCCGAAAGGCCGGCUUCACUGUAUUGGAGCUGAUGAAGGCGGACAUCAAGCCUCGGGACAUCAUGACGCGGGCGGCCUUUGAGAAUGCCAUGACCAUAGUCAUGGCUCUGGGCGGAUCCACCAACGCGGUGCUGCACUUGUUAGCAAUGGCGCGCGCAUGCGGCGUUCCCUUGACCUUGGAUGACUUCCAGGCCUGCUCUGACAGGACCCCCUUCAUCGCCGACCUGAAGCCCAGCGGCAAAUAUGUGAUGGAGGACGUGCACAAGGUGGGAGGUACGCCAGCCGUGCUGAAAUAUCUGCUGCAGUACGGCUUCAUUGAUGGCAGCUGCCUUACAGUCACAGGGAAGACACUGGGAGAGAAUCUGGAGAGCGUGCCUGACCUGGCCAAGGGGCAGCAGGUCAUCAUGCCCCUGGAAACGCCCAUCAAGUCCAGCGGACACCUGCAAAUACUGUAUGGCAACCUGGCGCCUGAGGGGUGUGUGGGGAAGAUCACUGGGAAGGAGGGGACAGUGUUUGAGGGGCCCGCACGCGUGUUCGACUCCGAAGAGGCCAUGCUGGACGCGCUGUCAGAGAACCCACAGGCGCUGAAGGGCGCGGUGAUAGUGAUCCGUUACGAGGGUCCCAAGGGCGGCCCGGGGAUGCCGGAGAUGCUGACGCCCACCAGCGCCAUCAUGGGCGCCGGCCUGGGGCAGGACUGCGCGCUACUGACCGACGGCCGCUUCUCCGGCGGCUCGCACGGAUUUUGCAUCGGCCACGUCGCGCCCGAGGCCCAGGACGGCGGGCCCAUCGCGCUGGUGAAGGACGGGGACGUGAUCAGGAUAGAUGCGGAGAAGCGGCGGAUGGAUGUGCUUGAGAUUGACGAGUCAGAGUGGCAGCGAAGGAGGGAUGCCUGGACUGCACCGCCGCUGAAGGCAACUCAGGGGACGCUCUACAAAUACAUCAAGGCUGUCACAUCGGCCUCCACUGGAUGUGUCACCGAUGCCUAG